Leptidea sinapis is the source of this 727-nucleotide messenger RNA. Its product is annotated as cytochrome c oxidase subunit 4 isoform 1, mitochondrial-like. Bases 70 to 591 code for a protein of 173 amino acids. The record is from RefSeq and is a predicted model, not a curated record. Lineage: Eukaryota; Metazoa; Arthropoda; Insecta; Lepidoptera; Pieridae. Gene Ontology annotation, biological process: mitochondrial electron transport, cytochrome c to oxygen. The transcript is spliced from 4 exons.
CAUGUCACUCAGUUUUACUGUCAGAUUGAAUCAAGAAUAUUUUGUCAUUGUUGUUUAUACAUGUAAAGAAUGUUGCGAGUGGUGUCACAACGUGUGGGAUUUCACCCGCCACUCCACAGCCCCGUGCGCAGCGUGUAUGGGAGAAGCAGGAUAGGUACUCGGGAGAUCGUGGGUCACGGGCCGAACGGUUGUGCCACCUAUAGGGAUUCUGCUAUAGACCCGUUCCCAGCGGUGCGGUUUAAGGAGAAUACAAAGGAUAUAUGUGCUCUCCGAGAGAAAGAACGGGGUGAUUGGCGAAUGUUGUGCUGCGAGGAGAAGAAGGCUCUGUAUCGCGCGUCGUUCUGCCAGACGUUCGCGGAGUUCCAGCACCCGACCGGGAGCUGGAAGUUCUGCGUGGGCGUCGCACUGAUAUGCCUCUCCUUCGCCUUCUGGAUGUCCAUGUUCCAACACCAUUUCGUAACGGAACCAUUGCCGCUCUCCUUCUCGAAGGAGUCGCAGAUGGCCCAAUUGAGGAGAAUGUUGGAGCUCCGGGUGAACCCGAUUGACGGACUGUCCUCCAAGUGGGACUACGACAAUGAUCGAUGGAAGUAAUAAAUUACAAGUAUUGGAUUUCAUCCACUGGGACUAUUGGAUUAGAAGAUGUUACCUACUCCUUAUUUAUUAGAAUUGACGUUACGUUUAACUCGUGUUUAUUUGCAUAUUUAAAUAAAUAAGAAAUUGCAAUUUG